Molecule: messenger RNA, 1442 nt
Organism: Heterobilharzia americana
Lineage: Eukaryota; Metazoa; Platyhelminthes; Trematoda; Strigeidida; Schistosomatidae
Source: the annotation of a GenBank genome assembly
AUCAAUUUAGCAUAAAAAUGUUAAAUGUUAACCUGAAAAUACAGUUACAUUAUAUUUGUUAACCAAGAGAAGAAUAAUCAGUGAAUUCAUUAAAAAUUAUACCACCAUAAAAUUUUUUAAUCGAAUUCUGUUAACACAUAUUUUUCUAUACAAUACAUUAUAAUAGGCAUCACAAACAAUCUGACUAUUCAUAAAGGAUACAUUGUUUUGAUUACUUACCACUGGCUUGAUACAUGAAGUAUGUUUACAAAUAAAUCAAAAGUACACUUCAUAAUAAUAUGGUUCCUUUAUUCAUUAAUUAAAAAUGGAUUGUGCAGCACACGUCAAGAAUGGUUCGAGUUUGCAGACGAAAGAAUUCCUCAACAUUGUGGUCGCAAUGCAUUUGAUGAAAGAUGGUCUAGGUACUUCAGUAAACCAAUCAGUAAGCGUAUUGUUGGUGGUAUUGCUACUGCUUAUGGUGAAUGGCCAUGGCUUGCAUCAUUGAUGUUCUAUCAGACAGCUCAACAAGUAAAAUAUCAAAGAGUAAUGCAAGAUGAUUAUGAAGAUUAUGAAUUACCACAGGAUGGUAAAGAGAUAGAGAAUGUUGAACCUUUGGAUCCAUUUAUACCACCAUCACUUGUUCACAAUUAUCCUGAUGGAUCAAGAAGAUUUCAUCUUUGUGGUGGUACACUUAUACAUCCUCAAUGGGUUUUAACAGCAGCACAUUGUUUCUUCCCAAAUAGUUUCUAUCCUUAUUUAUCAACGAAUCCUUCAAGUUGGAUAGUGCGAAUUGGGGAGCAUGAUAUGCUGAAUGAAUCUGUGGAACAUUAUGAUAUGGCUGUAUCAAAAGUUUAUUUACAUCCUAAAUAUGAAUCUGCUUCUAGCAGUGGUAAUGAUAUCGCUUUGAUUCAUUUGAAUGAAUCAGUCAAAUUGGGUAAAUAUGUGAAUAUUGCUUGUUUACCAUCGUAUUUCGGUGAAGAUGAUGAACCUGGUAAAGAAUGCUAUAGCGUUGGUUGGGGUCAUGAAGUUGAUGGUGCAGACAACAUCUCGACAAUAUUGAAGCAUGUUUCUGUGCCUAUUGUACCGAAUGAUCAAUGCACAAUGAAUUAUGCAACUUUACGAAAUGGACCUAAUCCAAUUGAUGUUACAAUUGAAAGCAAUGUCAUCUGUGCAGGACUUUCAGAAGGUGGUAGAGAUGCAUGUCAGUUUGAUUCUGGUGGUCCAUUAAUGUGUAAAGCUGAUAAUCAAUGGGUUGUAAGUGGAAUUAUUUCCUUUGGAUAUGGAUGCGGUAGAGCUGGAUACCCAGGAGUAUAUACACGUGUUUCAGACUAUAUUACAUGGAUACAAAAUGUGGCCAAUACAUUCACUUUCUAAAUUAAACUAUUAAUGUUUUAAUAAAUACAUAAAUAUUAUACUGGAUGUGAGAAAAACUUAAAUGGAAAUAUAAAUUUGAAAAAUAUUCA